AUGUCUACUAAUAAUAUAAAAAAUAAUCCAAAAACUGGAACAGAUCCUCUAUCAAAUAAUCAUAAUCAUUUUAAUUAUAUUUUUAGAAAUGCUAGAUUACAUAUAGGUAAAGGUGAUAUAGCUACUUAUUCAAAUUGUCCAUUAAUAAUCAAAUUUACAAAUAAUUCAAUUGUACUACAAUCUAAUAAACCUAAUUGUAGUCAAACAACACCAUGGAUUGUAAAACAAGAAGAACAACUAGCUAAUAGAUCAACAAAUAAUAAUCGAAUUUCAGAAAUAAUUAAAACUAUAUUAUUACAAAAUAAUAAAAAUAGUGUCAUUGAAAUAAUAGAAGCAGAAUUAUAUUUAAAAUUUUCUUUAUUAUUAAAUAAUUCAGGAACUCUUGGAUCACCUCCUGAAAAUUUAACUAAUAUCAGUUGGGGAUAUUAUGAUACGAUAGCUUAUUUACAUAGUGAAAUAGUUUUACGUAAAUUACUUUUACAAAUUACACAAAAAGAAAGCGUGAAGGUAGUAGUAGUAUAA
This is a messenger RNA of Dentiscutata erythropus, 522 nucleotides long. The record is from the annotation of a GenBank genome assembly. NCBI's taxonomy places the organism in Eukaryota, Fungi, Glomeromycota, Glomeromycetes, Diversisporales, Gigasporaceae.